Messenger RNA from Aegilops tauschii subsp. strangulata, 1110 nucleotides. RefSeq names its product F-box protein At5g18160-like. The record is from RefSeq and is a predicted model, not a curated record. Gene Ontology annotation, molecular function: protein binding. NCBI's taxonomy places the organism in Eukaryota, Viridiplantae, Streptophyta, Magnoliopsida, Poales, Poaceae.
AUGCCGGGCAAGAGAGUCGCGGCCCUGCUCGAGGACCUUCCCGAGGAGAUCGUCGACCUGAUACUCGUCCGGUUGCCGCCCAGGGACGUCGGCCGCUGCCGUGCCGUCUGCAGGUCGUGGAACGGUGCCACGUCCACGCCUGAAUUCAUGCUCGAACACCAUCGCCGCCAGCCGUCGCUCCCCAUCAUCGACGGGUGCGGGCGGCCUGCCAGUCUCGUUGUCGUCCGUGAUGCUGGCGCUAGAACCACUAAUCAGCAGCUCUGGCCUUUCGUCCCAGGUCUCGAACACCGCAACGAGAUUUGUCUCCAAGGCAUCUGUGACGGUUUCAUCAUCGUCUCGUGGAGAGAUAAAUUCUACAUGUGCAAUCCAGUCAUCCGCAAGCAUGCUCUCCUACCGCGGCCUCGAUUUGGGAAAGACAUCCACAAUGCCGUAGUUGGUUUCUACCGGCAUCAUCCAACCGGAGAAUAUAGGGUGCUGUGGGUCUCAGAAUCAGAACAUUCGCCUGAAUUCAGCUUAUACGUCCUCACAGUUGGAUCCGACAAGCCGAGGCACGUCGGAGUUAGAAUGACAACGGGCUCGUGGGCUUCCAACGAACAGUUACUGAUGGCGCUGAAAUGUGCGAAGCCAAUCCAGCAUCGGGGCUGUUUGCACUGGCGUCAAUUUGGUGCUAGAGCGAGUAUAGAAGAUGGUGAAGAUAUUAUUGUGUUCGAUACAGAAGCUGAAUCAUUCCGGUGGAUGCGUAGUCCGGCCCAACUGUACGGUAAGGAGCAGUUGUUCGACAUGAAGGGAGCGCUUGCUUUCUCGGGCUUCUCAGGCGGCCUCUUACCCCAGCACCCCACUCUGGAUGUGUGGAUGAUGCAGGAUUACAAGGCCGAAAAUUGGUCCUUUAAAUACCGUAUUGACCUACCGAGGCUGGAGGCAUCACGACAACUUGAUUUAAUUUCUCUCAAAAGGAAAAGGAGUACACCACUUGAUACAAUGGUGAGGUGGUUCAGUGGAAUGGUUGUGCUCAACGAGCGUGAGCUUUUGGUCCACUUUAAUAGUAAAUAUGUGUUACGUUGCGAUAUCAAUGGCAAGUUCUUAGGAAUGGUGAACAUUGCAAAGAAAUAA